Messenger RNA from Equus quagga, 2761 nucleotides. It is a transcript of the gene SLC35D4, whose product is annotated as transmembrane protein 241. The coding region runs from base 122 to 1012 and encodes 296 amino acids. The transcript has 15 exons. The record is from RefSeq and is a predicted model, not a curated record. Gene Ontology annotation, cellular component: Golgi apparatus. Lineage: Eukaryota; Metazoa; Chordata; Mammalia; Perissodactyla; Equidae. Gene Ontology annotation, molecular function: antiporter activity.
GCGGUCCCCGCGCCGAUUGGCAGAGCGCAGAGCCACGUGGCCGGCCUGGCAGCGGCGCCCGCGCUCGGGCGGCGGCCGUGGGGCUCAGGGCGGGUCCCCGGGCAGGGGCGCCAGUUGACAGAUGUGCAUGAGAAGGUGCCUGGUCGGCCUCACGUUUUGUACCUGCUACCUGGCUUCUUACCUUACGAACAAGUAUGUCCUGUCUGUUUUGAAAUUUACCUACCCUACGUUAUUCCAAGGGUGGCAGACAUUAAUUGGUGGACUUUUGCUUCACGUGUCAUGGAAACUGGGCUGGGCAGAGAUCAACAGCAGUUCAAGAUCUGCUGUUUUGACGUGGCUUCCUGCUUCGCUGCUGUUUGUGGGUAUAAUCUAUGCUGGUUCCAGAGCAUUGUCCAGACUGGCCAUUCCUGUGUUUCUCACUUUGCAUAAUGUAGCUGAAGUCAUCAUCUGUGGGCACCAGAAGUGUUUUCGGAAAGAGAAAACUUCUCCUGCCAAGAUCUGUAGUGCCCUGUUCCUCUUGGCCGCAGCAGGAUGCCUCCCCUUCAACGACUCCCAGUUUGAUCCAGAUGGAUAUUUCUGGGCUGUAAUUCACUUAUUCUGUGUAGGGGCUUAUAAAAUACUACAGAAGUCCCAGAGACCCAACGCGUUAAGUGACAUUGACCAGCAGUACUUAAACUAUAUAUUCAGUGUGGUGCUCCUGGCGUUUGCGUCUCAUCCCACAGGUGACCUCUUCAGCGUCUUGGACUUUCCGUUCCUGUAUUUCUACAGAUUCCAUGGCAGCUGCUGUGCCAGUGGAUUUUUAGGAUUCUUUCUCAUGCUCAGCUCAGUGAAGCUGAAAAGCCUCAUGGCCCCGGGGCAGUGUGCAGCCUGGAUUUUCUUUGCUAAGGUGAUCACAGCCGGUUUCUCGGUACUGCUGUUUGAUACGAUUCUGACCAGUGCAACUGUGGGAUGCCUCCUGCUCGGCGGACUCGGAGAGGCCUUGUUGGUUUUCUCAGAGCGGAAGGGCAGCUAAAGACCAUGCGACCUGCACGAAAGGAGCCUCCUGGGCUGCCUACCGGGAACACAGCCCCUGCGCUCCCAGCUCCCUGUUGGAGGUCAGGAGAGCAAGGACAUGAGCGCGGCCAGCGCUUCUCACUGCGACAGAGAGGACUUUCUGGGGUCUCGGGGCCACUGCAGAGAAUGGACUGUGCUGUGUCUCCCCACUCUGAGAGGUUCGCUCGGCACUGCUGAUGGUGCUGUUCCCGGUUGUGCAGAAAGAGACGCAGGAUUUCCCCUGUAGGGGGUGCUGGCUCCGCCCACCGGGGUUGACAAGCCGCCUCCUCAUUAACACCCUUCACCAAACCUGCUCUCACCACGUGGUAGGGGCCCAAGGUAUUUUGUUGUAUUUUUGUUUGUGUUUUUAUGUCUUUGGAGACUCUGGGGACGUCCUUUCCCAGCUCCCGGGCUGGCUGGCCGAGGGCCCGCAUGAGCCACUGAGCAGCACAGGGCUUCCACGGGGCACGGGGGAGGUGGCAGUUGCGUGGGAGUUCUGGGCCAAGUGGGAAGCCAGCAAGGGCACUGUUACUCCAGACUGAGUGCUGCAGGCUUUUUGUUUGUGUGUUGUGUUGAAUUCUGCACACUCUUGUGCCCACCGCUGGUUGACUCGGUACUAGAGAUCACCAAGAGGAAGAUGGGUUAUGAGCACUGCUGGAUGUCCUCCCUGGGCAGGGAAGCAAACAAAGCAUAGCACGUCUGUGUGCGCACAAGCACACACAUUUAUCUUCAUACUCCUUCCAGCUUUUAAUCCGUUUAGUUCCCUGAUAUCUCAGAGGAGAUUUCCAACCAUUGAACACUGAAGUAUAUUUUUCAUGCCGGGUUAAAAAUUGGAUUAAAACUCUAAACCUUGCACUAUGGGAGUCAAAAGAAAUGAAUUUGCACGAAAUGGUCAUUCAAUUCUGAACCCACAAUGAGAAUUUAAGAAAAUAAGGUCUAACUCCAAAUAUUUCUGCUCAUAAUAGGUUUUUGAAUACCUUACCACGCUGCCAGGCGUCAGUUUUGGUUGUUUUGGGAGGUAGGAGGUAAUGAAGUCCGGUAAGACUUCUGUAGGCAGGCAGUCAGGCCCUGCGGUGUCGGACACCCACAUCCCUGAGAGAGAACAUCUUCAGCAUCUGGGAAAUGAGCCUUUGUGUUCUUGGCCCUGUGAAGAAUAAGGUCAGCUCGGUCAGUGGCCAUUCUUUCUGCAUAUUUUCUCCAACUUGUUGAAAAAGUCUGGCACUUGAGUACCUGAAAUUCAUUUCCUGUUGUUUCAUGGUCUCUGCUUGUCGUUGAAGGUAGAGAUGUUCUGAGUGACCUUCACACAUAGUUUCGAUUUGCUUUUGUUCUUCAUCCGGGAUGUUAAACUUUCUAUAGACUGAGGAUCAAAUAGAAAAUCUAGGUUUAUAAUUUUCCGUAUUCUUUUACUUCCCCCAAACUCUCUAUACAACUGAGGCCAGUUCUUUUCCAUUUGUGGGAAGUGGCAUCUGUCCAAAUGUCACCUCGUGUGUGUCUUUCCAAGUACCAUUUAAGCAAAUGGAGAUUCCUGAGGCUGGAAAGAACAGUGUGCAGCUAACAAGCCCAGUCCCCUGUUUCCAGCAAGACUGACCUGAAAAACUUUUGCUGAAAAACUACAGACCAUUUUUUUUAAAAAGAAUCUCUAGAGGGGCCGGCCCAGUGGCGCAGCGGUUAAGUGCACAUGUUCCACUUCGGUGGCCCAGGGUUCACCGGUUCGGAUCCUGGGUGCAGA